Molecule: messenger RNA, 2073 nt
Organism: Diversispora eburnea
Lineage: Eukaryota; Fungi; Glomeromycota; Glomeromycetes; Diversisporales; Diversisporaceae
Source: the annotation of a GenBank genome assembly
AUGGAUCCCUAUAAUCGGUCACGACAGCCACCAUACUCGUCUCCUCAACCUCGUCAACCUGCACCCCCUCUUUCCCAACAAACAGUCAAAAUGAAAGUUCAAAAGUGUUCUAGUGAACAACUUGCUUUAACCAAUUAUUUAAUCGUAUCUACGAGAGAUUUUCAUCCUAAUGUUCCGGAUGAGAGUCAAGCAUCUCAUCAAAUUGGUACUUCCAUGGUACAUCGUCGUUGGGCGUCACUUUCCUUGGGUCAAGAAGUUUCCGUUGUUACAUAUGAUCCAUUUGCUGAAAGUCCAUUUGUUUAUAUGAUUAAAUUAGAUUUAGAAGUAGGAUUUUUAAGAAAGGCAUUUAAUAAUCAAAUGUUCAGUGUUGGACAAGUAUUAGUACUUGAAUUUCAUGGUGUUAAUCUUCAAAUAAUUAUAAAAAGUAUUCAAGUAGCAGAUCAAGAUACUAUUUCUAGAGUAAUAAAUGAUGAAACAUUUGAUCCGAAUGUUCCAAAUAAAGGCGGAGUAGGAGCAGGAGAAGUUAAAGGUCAGGCGGGUAUUCGUGAUGGAAUUCGUGGUAUAUUAACACAACAAACUGCAAUUCAUUGGUCAAAAGCUGCUGAAUCUUCAAUAAUAUUAAAAGCACAGAAUUCACUUAUUCAACCAGAUUUCAAAUUUGAAGAUAUGGGAAUUGGUGGAUUGGAUACUGAAUUCAGUGCUAUCUUUCGUCGAGCAUUUGCAUCAAGAAUAUUUCCUCCUAGUUUAGUUGAAAAACUUGGUAUUCAACAUGUUAAAGGUAUUCUUCUUUAUGGACCUCCGGGUACUGGUAAAACAUUGAUGGCAAGACAAAUAGGAAAAAUGCUUAAUGCUCGUGAACCAAAGAUAGUGAAUGGACCAGAAAUUUUAAAUAAAUAUGUUGGACAAUCCGAAGAAAAUGUUCGAAAAUUAUUCGCGGAUGCGGAAAAAGAGUAUAAAGCUAAAGGGGAAGAUUCCGGUUUACAUAUUAUUAUAUUUGAUGAAUUGGAUGCUAUUUGUAAACAACGUGGUGGUAGAAGUGAUGGAACAGGUGUUGGUGAUAAUGUGGUCAAUCAAUUAUUAGCUAAGUUGGAUGGUGUAGAACAAUUAAAUAAUAUUCUCAUAAUUGGCAUGACAAAUAGAUUAGAUUUAAUUGAUGAAGCUUUGUUACGUCCCGGACGAUUGGAAGUACAUAUGGAAAUUGGAUUACCUGAUGAAAAGGGUAGAUUACAAAUUCUGAAAAUUCAUACAUCAAAGAUGAGACAAAAUGACAUAUUAGAUUUCGAUGUAGAUUUUGAAGAACUUGCAAGUUUAACUAAAAAUUUCAGUGGAGCGGAAAUUAAUGGAUUAGUUAAAAGUGCCAGUUCAUUUGCUUUUAAUAGGCAUGUCAAAGUGGGAACACUUGCCGGGGUAACACCGGAUGUGGAAAAUAUGAAAGUUAAUAGAAAUGAUUUUUUGGAUGCAUUGGAAGAAGUUCAACCUGCAUUUGGUGUUAGUGAUGAAGAACUUGAACAAUGCAUUCAAAAUUCAAUAAUCAAAUUCUCUCCAUUCGUUGAGAGAAUUUUAGCUGAUGGACAAUUAUAUAUUGAUCAAGUUAAGAACAGUUCUCGAACACCACUUGUUAGUGUUCUCUUACAUGGUCCUUCGGGUAGUGGUAAAACCGCUUUAGCUGCUACAAUGGCGAGAUCAUCCGAAUUUCCAUUUAUCAAAUUAAUUUCACCGGAAAGUAUGGUUGGAUAUUCCGAACUUUCUAAGACGAAUGCAAUUCAUAAAGAUCGACGACUUUUAAUCAUAGCCACCACGAAUGAAAAAUCGGUUCUCGAACAAAUGAAUAUGUCGGAUUGUUUUAAUUCGGAAAUUUAUGUUCCUCAUAUUUCGGAAUUAACUGCGGUCGAUAUCGUGUUACAAGAAUUAACAUUAUUCAAUGAUGAAGAACGUAAAAGGGUAUUGGAAAUUCUUCAAGAAGAUGAAAUCAAAUUAAAAAUUGGAAUCAAAAAACUUUUGAUGAUAAUUGAAAUGAGUCGACAGGAUGUUGAUAAAGUUGAUAAGUUUGUUAGUACCAUCAUGGGAAUAUGA